This is a messenger RNA of Callorhinus ursinus (northern fur seal), 1539 nucleotides long. RefSeq names its product BRISC and BRCA1 A complex member 2 (gene BABAM2). Gene Ontology annotation, cellular component: BRISC complex; BRCA1-A complex. The record is from RefSeq and is a predicted model, not a curated record. NCBI's taxonomy places the organism in Eukaryota, Metazoa, Chordata, Mammalia, Carnivora, Otariidae. Gene Ontology annotation, biological process: double-strand break repair.
CUCGCGGUGCGCGCGCAGGUCGGUGCGUCAGUCGGGGGCGCGCUCGGGUAACCUGUACCCCCACGUAGUCGCCGGUUACCGAUCGGACUAAGUUCCAGUGGUGAUUUGCAAGUCAAGCUAAAAUGUCCCCAGAAGUGGCCUUGAACCGAAUUUCUCCAAUGCUCUCCCCAUUCAUAUCUAGUGUGGUCCGCAAUGGAAAAGUGGGACUGGAUGCUACGAGCUGUUUGAGGAUAACUGACUUGAAGUCUGGCUGCACAUCAUUGACUCCUGGACCCAACUGUGACCGAUUUAAACUGCACAUACCAUAUGCUGGAGAGACAUUAAAAUGGGAUAUCAUUUUCAAUGCCCAAUACCCAGAGCUGCCCCCUGAUUUCAUCUUUGGAGAAGAUGCUGAAUUCCUGCCAGAUCCCUCGGCUCUGCAUAACCUUGCCUCCUGGAAUCCUUCAAAUCCUGAAUGUCUGUUACUUGUGGUGAAGGAGCUCGUGCAGCAAUACCACCAGUUCCAAUGCAGCCGCCUCCGGGAGAGCUCCCGCCUCAUGUUUGAGUACCAGACGUUACUGGAAGAGCCGCAGUACGGAGAGAACAUGGAAAUUUAUGCUGGGAAGAAAAACAACUGGACUGGUGAAUUUUCAGCUCGUUUCCUUUUGAAGUUGCCAGUGGAUUUCAGCAAUAUUCCCACAUACCUUCUCAAGGAUGUAAAUGAAGACCCUGGAGAAGAUGUGGCCCUCCUUUCUGUCAGUUUUGAGGACACCGAAGCCACUCAGGUGUAUCCCAAGCUGUACUUGUCACCCCGAAUUGAACAUGCACUUGGAGGCUCCUCAGCUCUUCAUAUCCCAGCUUUUCCAGGAGGAGGAUGUCUCAUUGAUUAUGUGCCUCAAGUAUGCCACCUACUCACCAACAAGGUGCAGUAUGUGAUUCAAGGGUACCACAAAAGAAGGGAGUAUAUUGCUGCUUUCCUCAGUCACUUCGGCACAGGCGUCGUGGAAUAUGAUGCAGAAGGCUUUACAAAACUCACUCUACUGCUGAUGUGGAGAGAUUUCUGUUUUCUUGUGCACAUUGACCUGCCCCUGUUUUUCCCUCGAGACCAGCCAACUCUCACAUUCCAGUCCGUCUAUCACUUUACCAACAGUGGACAGCUUUAUUCCCAGGCCCAAAAAAAUUAUCCAUACAGCCCCAGAUGGGAUGGAAAUGAGAUGGCCAAAAGAGCAAAGGCUUAUUUCAAAACCUUUGUCCCUCAGUUCCAGGAGGCAGCGUUUGCCAAUGGAAAGCUCUAGGAAACACCAGUCUUGAGAGGUGGCCAGCCAGACUGCUGUGUCCACAUGCGUGUCAGCACAUAUGGCCGCUUCCUGGAAGCCGCUUGGAACGCCUUCAUGGUAGCGUUCUGCGCACACAGCAGCUUUGCACGCCCCGCCUGGAGCCCAGACUGAAGCGGGCUGGCACUAACCUGGAUCCUCGAGCCCCCACCGCUGGUCGCUCCCUCUUUGUUUCCUUCAGUAUACUUCUUAGUUGGAAGAAAUAAAAUCAAAUUCUGACACGGUA